Molecule: messenger RNA, 6053 nt
Organism: Nannospalax galili (Upper Galilee mountains blind mole rat)
Lineage: Eukaryota; Metazoa; Chordata; Mammalia; Rodentia; Spalacidae
Gene: Adamts17
Product: ADAM metallopeptidase with thrombospondin type 1 motif 17
Exons: 24
Coding region: 80-3520 (1146 amino acids)
Biological process (GO): extracellular matrix organization; proteolysis
Cellular component (GO): extracellular matrix
Molecular function (GO): metalloendopeptidase activity
Source: RefSeq, a predicted model, not a curated record
UUCACUCCGGCUGCUGCCGCCGCCUCGCGCGCUCUUGCCCUGCAGCUACGGUCCCUGGGGGCUGCUGGUCCCAAGUACCAUGUGUGACGGCGCCCUGCUGCCCCCUCUCGUCCUGCCCUUGCUGCUGCUGCUGGUGUGGGGACUGGACCCGGGCACAGCUGUCGGAGACGCGGCGGCCGACGUGGAGGUGGUGCUCCCGAGGCGAGUGCGCCCAGAGGACGUGCACCUGUUGCAGCUGCCUGGAGCUACAGGGCCCCGAAGGCGGCGGCGUCCCCGAGCAUCCUCAGCCACUCUGCGCACCAGGCCGGGAGAGCGCGCCCUGCUGCUGCACCUGCCCGCUUAUGGGCGCGACCUAUACCUGCAUCUGCAUCGCGACCUGCGCUUCCUGUCCCAGGGCUUCGAGGUGGAGGGCCGGGGCGUUGCCGGGCUCAGCGGACGCCCGGCCGAGUUGUGCUUCUACUCGGGCCGAGUCCUUGGCCACCCGGGCUCCCUCGUCUCCCUCAGCGCUUGUGGCGCCGCCGGCGGCCUGGUUGGCCUUAUCCAGCUUGGGCAGGAGCAGGUAUUCAUCCAGCCCCUCAACAAUUCUGGGGACCCAUUCAGUGGACAAGAACAUCUGAUCAGGCGCAAAUGGUCCUCCACCCCCAGCCCAUCCACCAAGGCGGAGGGACCCAGGAAACUCUGCAAGGUUGUGACAGAAGAGAAGCUUCGGAAGGGCAAGGCAUCGCGGGACUGGAGGGAGCGAAGGAAUGCCAUCAGGCUCACCAAUGAGCACACAGUGGAGACCCUGGUGGUGGCCGAUGCUGACAUGGUGCAGUACCACGGGGCAGAGGCUGCUCAGAGAUUCAUCCUCACUGUCAUGAACAUGGUAUACAACAUGUUUCAGCACCAGAGCCUUGGGAUUAAAAUUAAUAUUCAAGUCACCAAGCUUGUCCUGCUACAGCAACGCCCAGCCAAGUUGUCCAUCGGGCACCAUGGUGAACGGUCCCUGGAGAGCUUCUGUCACUGGCAGAACGAGGAGUACAGAGGAGCGCGGUAUCUCGGCAACAACCAGGUGCCAGGAGGGAAGGACGAUACACCUCCUGUGGAUGCCGCUGUAUUUGUGACCAGGACAGAUUUCUGCGUUCACAAAGAUGAACCAUGUGACACUGUUGGAAUUGCUUACUUAGGAGGUGUGUGCAGUGCUAAGAGGAAGUGUGUGCUUGCCGAAGACAAUGGUCUCAAUUUGGCCUUUACCAUCGCUCAUGAGCUGGGCCACAACCUGGGGAUGAACCAUGACGAUGACCAUUCCUCUUGUGCUGGCCGGUCACACAUCAUGUCAGGAGAGUGGGUGAAAGGCCGGAACCCCAGCGACCUCUCUUGGUCCUCAUGUAGUCGAGAUGACCUCGAGAACUUCCUCAAAUCGAAAGUCAGCACCUGUUUACUGAUCACAGACCCCAGGAGCCAGCACGCCGUGCGCCUCCCACACAAGCUGCCAGGCAUGCACUAUAGCGCCAAUGAGCAGUGCCAGAUUCUGUUUGGCACCAAUGCCACCUUCUGCAGAAACAUGGAGCAUCUGAUGUGUGCUGGGCUGUGGUGCCUGGUAGAAGGAGAUACAUCCUGCAAGACCAAGCUGGACCCUCCCCUGGAUGGCACUGAGUGUGGGGCAGACAAGUGGUGCCGGGCUGGGGAGUGUGUGAGCAAGACACCCAUCCCGGAGCAUGUGGAUGGGGACUGGAGUCCAUGGGGCACCUGGAGCAUGUGCAGCCGGACAUGUGCAACAGGAGCACGCUUCCGGCAGAGGAAAUGUGACAACCCCCCCCCUGGACCUGGAGGUACACACUGCCGGGGUGCCAGCGUGGAGCAUGCCGUGUGUGAGAACCUGCCCUGCCCCAAAGGUCUGCCCAGCUUCCGGGACCAACAGUGCCAAGCCCAUGAGAGACUGAACACCAAGAAGAAGGGCCUGUUGACAGCAGUGGUGGUUGAUGAUAAGCCAUGUGAACUCUACUGCUCGCCCCUUGGGAAGGAGUCCCCGCUGCUGGUGGCUGACAGGGUCCUGGAUGGCACACCCUGUGGACCCUACGAGACUGACCUCUGCGUGCACGGCAGAUGCCAGAAAAUCGGCUGUGAUGGCAUCAUCGGGUCAUCAGCCAAAGAAGAUCGGUGUGGGAUCUGCAGUGGGGAUGGCAAGACCUGCCGUGUGGUAAAGGGUGACUUCAGCCACUCCCGGGGGACAGUCAAGAACAAUCUUUGUACGAAGGUGUCCACGUGUGUGACGGCAAAGACGAUUCCCAAGUGUUUCUCAUGUUAUAUCGAAGCUGCUGUCAUUCCUGUGGGAGCUCGGAGGAUCCGUGUGGUAGAAGACAAACCUGCACACAGUUUUCUGGCUCUCAAAGACUCCAGUAAAAGAUCCAUCAAUAGUGACUGGAAGAUCGAGCUCCCCGGAGAGUUCCAGAUUGCCGGCACAACUGUCCGCUAUGUGAGAAGAGGCCUAUGGGAGAAAUUUUCUGCCAAGGGACCAACCACAGCGCCACUGCAUCUGAUGGUGCUGUUAUUUCAUGACCAGAAUUAUGGAAUUCACUACGAGUAUUCCAUACCUGUAAACCAGAGUGCCGAAAAUCAAAGUGAGCCUGCCAAGCCACAGGAUGCUCUGUUCCUCUGGACCCACAGUGGCUGGGAAGGAUGCAGCGUUCAGUGUGGAGGAGGGGAACGCAGAACCAUCGUGUCAUGCACAAGGAUUGUAAACAAGACCACAACCCUGGUGAAUGACAGUGAUUGCCCCCAAGCAAGUCGCCCUGAGCCCCAGGUGCGAAGGUGCAACUCUCACCCAUGCCAGUCACGGUGGGUGGCAGGUCACUGGAGCCCCUGCUCAGCGACCUGUGAAAAGGGCCUCCAGCAUCGGGAUGUGACUUGCGUGUACCAGCUACAGAACGGCACCCAUGUCACCACUCGGCCCCUCUACUGCUCAGGUCCCCGGCCAACACCAGUGCAGAGCUGUGAAGGUCAGGACUGCCUGUCCAUCUGGGAGGCAUCGGAAUGGUCAGAGUGCUCGGCCAACUGUGGUAAAGGGACCCAGAAACGAACUGUGACGUGCACCAACUCGCAAGGUAAAUGUGAUGCAUCCACAAGGCCAAAAGCUGAGGAGGUGUGUGAAGACUACUCGGGCUGCUAUGAGUGGAAAACUGGGGAUUGGUCUAAGUGCUCAUCCACCUGCGGGAAGGGCCUGCAGUCCCGUGUGGUACAGUGCAUGCACAAGGUCACUGGGCGCCAUGGCAGUGAGUGCCCCACCCUCUCCAAGCCUGCAGCGUACAGACAGUGUCACCAGGAGGUCUGCAAUGACAAGAUCAAUGUGAACACCAUCACCUCCCCUCGCCUUGCUGCACUGACCUACAAAUGCACACGGGACCAGUGGACAGUGUACUGCCGGGUCAUUCGAGAGAAGAACCUCUGCCAGGACAUGCGGUGGUACCAGCGCUGCUGCCAGACCUGUAGGGACUUCUACGCAAACAAGAUGCGCCAGCCACCUUCUCCACCAAGCUCAUGACACACAGUCUAGUGCUUGUUCAAUGCUCCCAAUGGAAGCCUGAGGCCUGGCAAUUAGUGAGUGGAGAGCCCCACCCCCACCCCAAUACACACCAGCCUUGCAGCCAGGACACCCAAAGCAUUCCUCUGCUCCCUGAAUAAGGCUGCCUCAAGAAUCCAGUUGCAUAGAGUUUGAGAGUGGACUUGACAUUGCCAUUAGUGCUUGACCUUAAUAUAUUGCUCGCAGCCACUGGAUGGCUUUCUAUGGUAAAGAAAAAAUACACGAGUCACAAAAUAAUUUUAAUUUCCAAGCUACUAUGUACCUCAGAGGGGGACACCUCUGGCAGAUAAUUGUUGAGAGAGGCAUCGUUAGUGCUUCUGUCCUGGCUUGCUUUUGACAUCUGAGCUCCCAGGGCUUGAUGGACCUCUCAUCUUGAAGAUGAGACAUCAUAUGUUAAAAAAGGCUUUCUCUUGAAAGCCAGCAACACUCCUGGUGGAAGGAGAGGCAUUAACUGGCCUCUGCUAAUUGUGUCUCUGGAAAGGGCUGGUGCUGGAGCCAACAUUCCAUUCCAUCACCUUCCUGAGAACUCAAGAAUCAAGACUUUGCCUCUGUCCAUCUCUAAGAACAUAGUCUUGAAAUUCUGGACCUUGCCUUAGAUGUCUUGUUCCUGAGAGUUUAAAUCUGCAUAGACCAGCAGAAAAUACAGUGCCACAUAGUUCUGAAUGCCACUCGUGUGGGAAGAACAUUCUGGAAGGGCUGGGUUUGGGGAGUCAUCUACUUUUCAGAGUGCUGCUGUGUACCUCAUAGGAAAACAGGAGAGUCAAUCUUCAAGGUGCUGUGACAUGGUCAUGCACAUAUGGUGGCAAUGGGAUUGAUUCCUGACAAAAAGGUGCCCUCAGUUUCCUUAGGGGUGUGUGAGCUCCCACUCCUGGGUUUCUACUCUAACCAGCACUUCGGAAAGCUUUGAACCUUGUGUACAUGCUGCAUCUCAGUCAAGUAGUUUUCCAUUAACCUUGGCCUUUCGUCUGAGGACAUCUGAGUAUGCACAUCAGUCAGUCCUGGGAUCUGCAGCAUCUAAGCACAAGGCCAAGUCCUGUGGAGGAAAAGCACCUGGCUGGUAUCCUGCACUUCCAAGCCUUCCCCUAACUCAGACCUCACACUGCCUUCAUCGUUCACAGCCAUCAUCACUGACCAUCUCAGCCUUCAAGUGGCAAGGAAGAGGCUUUGGGUGGAAAAGGUCCUCUCCUCCAUCCCUAAUUCCUUCACCCUCACCAUAGAACUUUUCUAUCUCCAAAAGCCCAGAGAAGUGAUGGGAUGGAGCUCUCUGCCAGCACAGCAAAGGAUAAGCCUCUGGCUGUUCCUAGAGGCUUGUUUUGCCCCCUUCUUGGUGGGUUUUAUGGGUACUUAUGUCUCAACUACCUUGAGAGGCCCAUCUUCUCCCUGGUGUCACACAAAAACUCACUUGGGGCAGUUUCCAUUGGAUCAUCUCCAAAGACUUCUUGAUAUAUUGGUGCUCUUUCUGUUUUAGUUUGGGGUUUUUCCCAGUGUUUACCAGCCCAUCACAGAGAUGUGGUAGGGAUGGCAGGAAAUUUAUUUGGUUCCACUUGAAUUGGAAAGGAGUGUCAAGAAACCUCCUCAGGUGCUCUGUAAGAAUGUUGGGAUGGAGUUGCCCACUGCAGUGUAACUUGCUAGCCUUCACCCCAGUGCUAAGCUAAGCACAGUGCCCUCCAGCUCAGGUCUAGCCAUCAGCAGACUCCACAGCCUGUUUCCAACAAAACCCACAAAUUUCAGGGGCUUGGGGAAAGAGCUGCUGUCAAUUCUCUCCAAACCCAACACGCUCUACUAAUUCACCGAGAGACCCUUUUUGGAGCCUAAACGCAAUGAGAGAGCCAGGAUAACAAACUAAGAAAGCCAUGACUUUCUUUCCUUGAAGGUCUGCAGGAAGACCCAAGCAGGUGUGAACAUGUGCCUGUAGUGAGCACUUCCCCUCCUGCUUCUGAUUUGCCCCCCUGGCCACCUCCCACACAGGACCCUCACUCUAUUAGUGCUAAACACCUCAGCCUCCCCCCAAAUCCAUGAGCUAUCUGAGCUUUGCUAGCAUGUGCAGGCACUGUCACUUUGAAAUCCACCUGCCUGCCUAGGUACAUUUGACAGAGCCCUUGAAGCUCUACAGUCACAAUGGUGACAUUUCUGUGUUAAACCCUGCACUGUCACGCGAGUCCUAUACCUCUGUGGUUGCACAGAUGUGUUGCUCACCAGUGUCUCAUGAUCUUAUGGUGCUAUUCUUUCUCAUCGGUGCAAAAUGACCAUGGCUUGAUGGAUCAGAACACAAGAAAAGAGUUCCCACGACCAUCUUACGUUUGCCCUUUUCUUUUGCAUUUCAAAGUCGAAUGUAUAUAUUUCCCACUAGUUAACUUACACUAUGUACUGUGCCCUUGGUAUUAUUGUUUUGUUUUCCUGUUGGUGCUGGUUAUAAAAGAAAACAAAGGAACAGAAGGCAAACAUUAGAUGCCAUUAUGUAUGAAAAAUUGAUCAUUUCAUUGGAAGCAAGUUG